UUCACACCACAAGCAGUCCUUAUGGACACCAUGCCUCAUGAUGGUCUCAUGAACAACACCAACUUUGACACAACAACCAUCACAAGUUAUGAGCACGUCUUUGAUGAAUUCAUGCUCUUUGGAAAUGGUUAUGAUGGCAAUGGGCUGCAUUCGAUGGUCGAAAACUUGUUCGAUGGCGAAGGCGAAGGUACUUCUAGCUUUGGAUUGCAUGUCGAUGCAGUCGAAGAUUUUCCUGAAGCAUACUUGUCAGUAGAUGGCAAUGCUUCUGCAAGUCCUGAGGAGAAACAAGGUGAUGGCAAUUCCUCUGGGGGGACCACAAAUGUGGCGAGGUCGAGGAGAGACCGUUCGAAGACUCUGAUCUCGGAGAGGAGGCGGCGUGGGCGAAUGAAGGACAAGCUCUAUGAGCUGCGGUCCUUGGUUCCUAACAUAACUAAGAUGGACAAGGCUUCGAUCAUUGCUGAUGCAGUUAUGUAUGUGCAAAAUCUUCAAAGGCAAGCAAAGAAGCUAGCAGAGGAAAUCACUCUGCUUGAAUCCUCCUCAAAAGUAGAUCAGGUAUUGCAAAUUCCCUUCGAGCACACCAUGAAUGUUUCACAGGUUGAUCAAGGGAGAAGUAGUCCAUCCGGCGGAAAAGUAUUGCGGUUGAUAGCUCAUGAUGUAGGAGAAGGAAGAUUCUUUGUGAAGUUGGAGUGCAGCAAAGGUGAAGGCAUUUCCUCAGCCCUCUACUCUGCGAUCGAGUCUCUUGGGUGCUUCGAUUUAGCGAGCUCUAACAUCUCCAUUGCCUCUGAGAUAUAUGUGUUAACACUAACACUGAAUGUUAGAGGAUUUGUGGAGGAGAUGAAUGUGUCAACUGUGAAGCUAUGGAUAAUGGGGGCAAUUCUUAAGGAGGGAUUUGAGUUCGAGAUGACAGCGAUGUUUUAAAUCUUUUGUUCUCAUAAUUUUUCACACUCUUCUGUCUUUUGGAUAUGUACCAUCGUAGACUGGAAAUGCUAAUUGCGGGGUACCUUCCA
This is a messenger RNA of Elaeis guineensis (African oil palm), 1007 nucleotides long. Its product is annotated as transcription factor FER-LIKE IRON DEFICIENCY-INDUCED TRANSCRIPTION FACTOR-like. Gene Ontology annotation, biological process: regulation of DNA-templated transcription. The record is from RefSeq and is a predicted model, not a curated record. Gene Ontology annotation, molecular function: protein dimerization activity; DNA-binding transcription factor activity; sequence-specific DNA binding. Gene Ontology annotation, cellular component: nucleus. Lineage: Eukaryota; Viridiplantae; Streptophyta; Magnoliopsida; Arecales; Arecaceae.